AGAUACUCGCCACUGUCUUGAUAUCUCUCUGCUUAUCGUGCACACCUCUAAGCGGUCCAAUUGAAGGCGUUAAACGUCGUGGGGUUGCUUGAUGGUAGAGUUUAUAAGACAAUAUCCCAUUUUUUUUAGCUGGACAAAUCGCAACUAAAUGUAGUUUAGAUCAACUCAUUGCAGUAAUUUUAAAGGUCACAAUGCGGAUGAGCGUUGAUCACUUCGAUAGUUGUUCUUCAGACGUAGAGUAAGCACAGGAGUACUAGCACAGGAGUAUUUUGGUGAUAUACCGUGUUUGAAGUUCCACAGUAAAGUAUCCUACUGAAGCCAUGAUUAGUAAAGGAGAGUGAUGGUAUUUCGAUAAAGGGAAGUCGGUCAGAUAUUUUGGAUGCUCAUUUCUCGCAUGAUUUUAAAAGGCAGGCAAUUCUCUUCGUACAUUAACGAUGACUAGAUGUCUGGUCAUCAACGUCAGACCCCGGGGUCGCACGAAAUUUGUCACGGUGGGGGCAUCACAUGAGGUUGUUCUUUAACUCUUGUAAGCAGAAUGCCAACUCGCACUGAUCUACCUCAUCCGUGUGCUAUCGCUUUAGAAAGUUCUACAGUUUGUGAACGUAGGCAAUUCUCUAAGCACUUAUUCAGGCUCCCCUGUCCAAUGACAGAUAAAUUUCUACCACCAAGCAUGAGCUCAUGCGCAGUCCCAGAAGAUGUGCUCCAUAAUCUUCUUGGUAUCGCGACAGCAUUCGAACUAUUGGGCAAUGUUUUCGACUAGACGUGUCGAAUGAUGUAGGUUAAAUGUCUGAAUGCUGCUGGAUAGCAGACCCGAACAUGGCACCCCGUUAAUCCGUUCUGUUGAUUCCAUUACUCCUUGAUAUCUUAAUUUAGGGCCGUUAAUUGCCAGCUUUGCCGCGUGUUGUGGCUUAUCCUCUGUUUCAGCAAGGAUUCUCCUUCACUUCGGUACUUCGUUAAAAACAGCUUUCUUGAUUUCCUUAAAGACAUGCCUGUUAGCUACUGACCGUGGUAUUGUCCGCAAAGGAGCAUGAAGGCUGGGAUAAGCCAUGAAUAUACUCUUCUUAACCUCGUUGCUGUAGCGUCUUCAUAUCUUUCUUGGGCUCCGAAGUGUGCAUCGCCGAGUCGUGCAACUGUCAAUGACGUUGCUGAAUCAGCUCGAUUGGAACUUGCUGUUUGUCGGUCGCUCUACCGUUAUCUCCACUACUUCCCGCUUAUAUUUAUUAACGGUGGUACCUCAUAUCCUAUUCGUAGUGUCUGCUGAUGCUUAGUUGUGGAAUACUUCUGAACACCCCGAUGCUACACUGCCAAAGCUUCGCUUGUAUUUGUCUACCAUCUGCGCUAACGUCAUGCUGAAAUUGACUCUCCCGCUUGCGUGGCUCUCUGUGGUAAUACUCAUUGCCGUUGCUGCUCGGCUGCGUUUUCUCUUUAUGAGCUACUUGUUCUUCAUCGUCGUGGCAUACGUCUUUGUCAGCCCUGCAAGCUCUGGCGAUCUCUGACUUUUUGUGGUCGUAGUCGUUAGUUGAGUUCAGCUCAUGAUUCUCUAUUUCUUCCUCUGACUGUUGCGUUUCUGGUACUAUGGAGUCUUGGCUUAGCCCUACAUCCUCUCGAUCUUUCGAAUACCGACAGCUGGUACUGGUCUGCCGGAGCAUUGCUGGGUCUACUGCUG
Messenger RNA from Plasmopara halstedii, 1666 nucleotides. RefSeq lists its product as uncharacterized. The record is from RefSeq and is a predicted model, not a curated record. Lineage: Eukaryota; Oomycota; Peronosporomycetes; Peronosporales; Peronosporaceae. Bases 1028 to 1261 code for a protein of 77 amino acids. The transcript has a single exon.